CAUUGUGCUAGAGAGGCGUGUCGUGGCUGUGUUGACGUGGGUUGAGAAGAGGUGCUUUUCUGACGGCGUCAUGGACGGUGGGAACCCGGAUGCGCGGAUGCCCAUGAAAUUUGACGACGCUCGGGGUCGGAGGGGUCCACUCGGGGAACCCAUGGUGGCGAUCGCUGGAGAAGCCGUGGUGAAGGUUUGGGGGGGUUAUUUGGGGGAGACCGGUUUUUUUGAUCGACGAUGCUAAUAUCGUCGAAUCGGAUGUUGUCUAGUUGUUGCUGCUGUUGUUCUCGUUGGGUGUUGUUGAUGAGAGAUGUUGAUCCCGUUGCUGGUGUUGUUGUCGUCGUUUACUUUCGGGGAAGGUCGUCGACACCAGGUUACUAGUAGUCGAGUAGGUUGUUGCCGUUUCUGCUGGUCGAGGUUUGUAAUCUUCCGAGGAAUCCUUUCCGGUCUGCUCUGGCUUGCAGGCAAAGUCCCUUUAACAAUUCUAUGGCGUCGGCACGGGAGACGGAAUGACGGAAGUUUCUUUGUCUGGAAGUGUAGAUACCGAAGGAACCGUCUAGAGGAUGUGGAGGGCAGUCUAGAUUUGGUGUUGGUGGUGGUUGUGGUGGUAGCGGGUGGUGACGAAACUGCAGAAAGGAGAGUCGAAAUUGGAUGGGGUAAGGAGAGGAAGCAACGCAGUCAACAAGAAUGUUCCAGACAAGCAGAUGCACAGCAAAGGGUUAACUAGGGUAGAAAAAGAGAUCAAAAGAAGCAGCGGCAGUGGAGGGGGACUUGAAAGGGUCUUUAUCAU
This is a messenger RNA of Colletotrichum phormii, 781 nucleotides long. RefSeq lists its product as uncharacterized. NCBI's taxonomy places the organism in Eukaryota, Fungi, Ascomycota, Sordariomycetes, Glomerellales, Glomerellaceae. The transcript has a single exon. The record is from RefSeq and is a predicted model, not a curated record. The coding region runs from base 302 to 718 and encodes 138 amino acids. Gene Ontology annotation, molecular function: zinc ion binding; Rab geranylgeranyltransferase activity.